AUGUUCGUUACAAAGACCACAAUCCUUGCUUACUUCGCAGCUCAGGCAGCGGCUAUGCCAUUGGUCGCCGGAGCUGUAGACGCCGGAAAUAUUGUCGCCCGUGGUGAUAUUGACAAGGACUUUGCCUAUUACAUUUUCAAAAGAGACGCGGAGGCUAAGAAGGAAGCGGACGUCAAAGGUGUCGACGAACCUGAGAAGGCAGGGGACAUUGACAAGGACUUUGCCUACUACAUCUUCAAAAGAAGUGCCGAGAAGAAGGUGAGCCGCGCCCCUUGGGAUGCCGAGCUGGACUUUGCCAACUUUGAAUUUAAGAACCGUCGGGAGGAGCCUAAGAACAAAGAGUAA
Molecule: messenger RNA, 345 nt
Organism: Colletotrichum destructivum
Lineage: Eukaryota; Fungi; Ascomycota; Sordariomycetes; Glomerellales; Glomerellaceae
Exons: 2
Coding region: 1-345 (114 amino acids)
Source: RefSeq, a predicted model, not a curated record